This is a messenger RNA of Penicillium bovifimosum, 309 nucleotides long. RefSeq lists its product as uncharacterized. The coding region runs from base 1 to 309 and encodes 102 amino acids. The transcript has a single exon. NCBI's taxonomy places the organism in Eukaryota, Fungi, Ascomycota, Eurotiomycetes, Eurotiales, Aspergillaceae. The record is from RefSeq and is a predicted model, not a curated record.
AUGAUAUCGGACAGGCAAGUGGAGACCUCAACGGCCCCUGGCGUGGCGCACGUGCCGGGUGCCGUCAGGAGACCACGAGAUGAGAACAACGUGGAUGAACCAUGCGUAUGGAGUAUAGAGGUGGAGGCCGUCAAGGAUAGCAUGGGAGAUGUUGCUUCUUCCUAUGCUGACUCGGAUAUCAAGCGUGACAUCGCCCCCAUUUUCUCCCGUCUGUUAGCUCCAUUAAAGACGAACGACGCACGCCAUCCAACCAAGCUCCAAGUGGAGCACAGCCGGGGCUCUGGACCAAAGCUGGGAUUUUACCCCUGA